Lodderomyces theae is the source of this 2907-nucleotide messenger RNA. RefSeq names its product snoRNA-binding rRNA-processing protein (gene DIP2). The transcript has a single exon. Gene Ontology annotation, biological process: maturation of SSU-rRNA. Gene Ontology annotation, cellular component: small-subunit processome; Pwp2p-containing subcomplex of 90S preribosome. Gene Ontology annotation, molecular function: snoRNA binding; protein binding. NCBI's taxonomy places the organism in Eukaryota, Fungi, Ascomycota, Pichiomycetes, Serinales, Debaryomycetaceae. The coding region runs from base 1 to 2907 and encodes 968 amino acids. The record is from RefSeq and is a predicted model, not a curated record.
AUGGUGAAGUCUUAUAAUCGUUAUGAUGAAGAGAAGUGUUUUGGAGUCAUUACUUCGCACUCAAAUAUCAUUUGGCUUCCUCCUAGCGACUCCCAGUCAUCUACAUCUGUGGGAAGAGCAUUGACAUCGGGGUUGGAAGAAAUUCUUAUUUGGGACAUCAAAACUGGGGAGUUGCUACAGCGGUUGAAUGACGGACUCACUCCAGGUGCCUCUAAUGCCAGUACUACUACCGCUCCUAGUCCGGUUUCGCAUUUGGCUUACCAUAAAGACACAAAUUUGAUCGCAGCUGGCUACUCCGAUGGGAAAAUUAAGAUUUGGGAUGCAAGCUCUCAAUCUGUACUAAUGACAUUCGAGGGGCACAAGUCGAGCGUGUCAGUGCUAAAAUUUGAUGCGAGCGGAACCAGACUAGUCAGUGGAUCAAACGAUACAAGCAUCAUCAUGUGGGAUCUUGUGGGUGAACUGGGGUUAUUCAAAUUGAAGGGACACAAGGGUCCCAUCACUGGAAUCGAGUUUUUGUCUGUAUCUACUCUGGAUCUUGACAUUGACAGGUUGGACGACUAUUUGCUUACAAGCUCAAAAGAUGGGUUGAUUAAAUUGUGGGAGUUGAAAAGUCAACAAUGCAUUGAAACUCACUUGGCACAUAGUAGUGAGUGUUGGUCUAUGGGGGUAAACAAAAGCAACGACACGAUUGUGACAACAGGAAACAAAGACCAAGUAAAAGUUUGGGGUAUAGAUCUCAGUCGCGAGGAUGGAGAGAAAGUUUACGAAAGGGGUAUGUUUGAAAAGGCAAGUAAAGCAAGAGGUAAUGAGUUGCAUUUCAAAACCAUCAAGCACGAAGGUACUCAGAUUGAGUUGUUUUUAGUGCAGAAUGCCGACAGAAGUUUGGAAAUCUUCCGUAUUAGGUCUGAGGACGAGAUGAAGAAAGGGAUCACAAAGAGGAUGAAGAGAUUGAAAGACAAGGGAUUGGGUGAUGAGGAGAUUAUGGAAUCGAUUCAAAGUUCCGAAAUUAGCAUGCUUAUAACUCCAUUCACAACAGUAAGGUCACAAUCAAAGAUUAGCUCUUGUUGUUGGACUAGUAGCCGAAAGAAGUUGCACAUCUUGUCAGCAUUGAGCAAUAACAGUAUUGAAUACACCCACAUUCCGACUCCAGAGAACCUAAGAAAAGCUCAACCUACUGAUAUACACGCAGUGAAGGAGCACACAAUAGAUAGAUUGGGCCAUAGGUUUGACAUUCGUGCUAUGGAUAUUUCCCCUGAAGAUGAUAAAUUACUAGCUACGGCUUCCAACGGAGAGCUCAAAGUGUGGAAUACAAGAUCUUACAAUGUUAUCCGUUCUUUCACAUUGGAGAGUGGCUAUGCACUUUGCUGUAAAUUUCUACCAGGAGGGUCUUUGGUAGUUGUUGGGUUUAAAAAUGGUGAUUUAGAGUUGUACGAUUUAGCCACGUCAUCACUUGUGGAUCGUGUUGAAAAAGCUCACCAGGUGAUAGGUGCAGCGGGCGAUGACAAUAGUGCAGCAAUAUGGUCAUUGGAUUUGACAUCGGAUGGCAAGACUUUGGUGACUGGUGGAAACGACAAGUGCGUCAAAUUUUGGAAUUUCAAAGUUGAACAGGACAUUGUUCCUGGAACCAAUACCUUGAUUUCGCAACUCAAGUUUGUGCAUACCCAAACGCUAGACUUGAAUGAAGAUGUAUUGUGUGUUAGGGUCUCGCCCGACGACAAGUAUCUUGCGGUUUCCCUAUUGAACAACAAUGUCCAAGUUGUAUUUUUAGAUUCAUUAAAGUUGUUUCUAACAUUGUAUGGACACAAAUUGCCGGUGUUAUCAAUUGACAUAUCUUCAGACUCCAAGCUUAUAAUCACGUCCUCCGCUGAUAAAAAUAUCAAAAUCUGGGGAUUGGACUUUGGUGACUGCCACAAAUCUAUCUUUGCUCACCAAGACUCGGUCAUGAAUGUCAAGUUUAUUGGUGACACGCACAAUUUCUUCUCGAGUGGCAAAGACGGACUUAUCAAGUAUUGGGAUGGUGACAAGUUUGAGUGUAUACAGAAGUUACCAGCGCAUCAAAGUGAAGUAUGGUGUAUGGCCAUUAGCAAGAAUGGGUUGUUCAUGUGCUCAACAUCUCAUGACCAUUCAAUACGUUUGUGGUCUGCUACAAGCGAUCAAGUGUUUUUGGAAGAAGAAAGAGAGAAGGAAAUGGAGGAGUUGUAUGAGAAUAAGUUGUUAGACCAAUUGGAUCAGGAGGAACCUGUUCAAAAAGAAGGCGAAGAUGAUGCAGAACAAGAAGAUGGAAGCGGUGAAGUUGAGAGAGUUGGUAAGCAAACCAUGGAGACUUUAAAAGCGGGUGAGAAGUUGAUGGAGGCGUUGGACAUUGGAAUAGAAGACUUGGAGGUAACAAGAGCCUAUGAGGUAGAGUUGAAAACGAACAAACAAACUGUCAGGCCGACUCCCAAUGCUAUUCUUCUUGCAUUUAGCAUGACGGGUCCAGAAUAUGUUCUUGAUACAUUGCUGAAGAUCAAACCAUCCCAACUUGAUGACGCCUUGAUUGUUUUACCAUUCUCGUACUGCUUGAAGUUGUUGCAAGUGAUGGAGGUUUGGACCAACAAGGAAAAUGUCUCCCAAAACAUCACAAAGUUGUCAUUGAUAAGCAAGGUCUUGUUCGAUAUUGUCUCUUCCAAUUCCAAGGAAUUAAUUCAUCAAAAGGACCCACGUAUUAAGAAUCAAUUGAUUGCGGUCAAGCAGCAGUUGCGAGAUAAUUUAUCGAAAACAUGCAAUACCUUAGGUGUCAAUACUCAGGGAUUACGGUUUAUCAAACAACAAUGGAAAUUAACCCAUUCGCAAGAGUUUAUUGACGAGGAAGAGCAAAAGGAAUAUGAAGAGAAAAGGGCAAUCAAGAGAGUAUAUAGAACGAUAUAA